GCCCCGUUUUUUGUCAAAUUCAAAAUCCCGCCAUUCCCAUUUCUUACACAUAAUACUUCGGAAAUCGGUUCUUUAUCCGGGGAACAUCUCGAUGUUCUCCAAGAUCUCCCACCACUUUUCUAACUUCGCUAAAUCAUUUGUGUUUUUGAAUCUCUGCAAAUCAAUGGCGGGCCUUCGCGUGUACGAAAGUCUCAGAUGGAAGCCCUAGAAGACUAGGGUUUCCAGCCAUUCGCUGCAAGGUAUGGAUUUGAGCGAUCUCAACAAGGUUUGGGAAAUCAAACCUCUGAAGAAGAAGGUGAGAGAAGAUGAUGCCAGGAAGAUUCUAGAGAAAAUUGCCAAACAGGUCCAGCCCAUUAUGCGCAAACAUAAGUGGAGGGUCAAACUUCUCUCUGAAUUCUGUCCGAACAAUCCAUCUCUUCUGGGAUUGAAUGUAGGGAGCGGUGUUCACGUAAAGCUGAGGCUUCGAAGGCCAAACAGAGAUGCGGAUUUCUUUCCAUUUGAUCAAAUUCUUGAUACAAUGCUUCAUGAGCUCUGCCAUAAUGUCCAUGGUCCUCACAAUGCCAGCUUCUACAAGCUUUGGGAUGAAAUCAGAAAGGAAUGUGAAGAGCUGAUGGCCAAGGGGAUAACUGGAACAGGAGAGGGGUUUGAUCUUACUGGGAGGCGUUUGGGUGGUUUCUCCCGUCAACCACCUCUUUCUUCUCUCCGAAAAACAGCACUAGCUGCUGCAGAAAAGAGAGCACGUUUGGGUACUUUGUUACCAUCUGGGCCCAAGCGUCUUGGUGGUGAUAGUGCUAUUAUGGUUGCACUUAGUCCAAUACAAGCUGCUGCUAUGGCUGCUGAAAGAAGAUUACAGGAUAAUAUCUGGUGUGGUUCCGAGUCUUGUGAAGUUUCUGGGAAAGGAGAAGAUAGCUCUGAUGUAUGUACUGCAGAAACUUCUGGGAGCUCAAGAUUGUUUAGUGGUUCUGAUUCACAUUCUUUGGAUAUGAUGUCUCGAAAAAGAGGUCGUGAAGCAGAUAGCAAUUUGUCUUCUGGGUCUCUUAAUGAUCAUGCAGAAUCCAGUUUUGUGGAUUUGUCUGUGGAUGAUUCAACUUCAGGAGUCAUGCUCAAUCAUGAUGUGAGAUGUCAGAGUCAGAAAAUAAGAAGUGAGUUAGACACAGGUUUACUUUCUGAGACAUUCACUCCAGAAUCUUGUUUUGUGGGUCUAAGCAUGGGCCCUUCAAUUUCUGGGUCUACACCGAGUUGCAGUGUAGCACAGAAUGCAGAGAAGUCUGUCACAUGGGAAUGUGAAACAUGCACUCUUUUGAAUCCGCCACUAGCUCCCAUAUGUGGAAUUUGCAACACCCCAAAGCCCAGAGAUGUUGGUACCAAGUACGAGUUCUGGUCAUGUAAAUUCUGUACUCUGGAAAACAGUGCAAAGUUAGAAAAAUGCUCAGCAUGUGGGCAGUGGAGAUACUCCCAUGGUGCACCUGUGUCAACCCCUGCACCCAAUCUUGGCACUUGAGAAACACAAGAUGGUACCCAUGUACAACAUCCCAUGUCACUCUGCGUAUCAACUGCUCUGCUAGUGGGUUUUUUUUUUUUUUUUGCUUUGGCCUCCUUGUUCAUGCCCAUCUCAUCAGGCAAAGAGUAGUCUAUUUGUACAAAAAUGGCUUUUGUGCUUUUCAUUUCUAUGUCCAAAAACAAAAAUAUGUUUGGUAACUUACCAAAAUGUUGUUAUUUUUGAGUUGAGCUUAAACUGCUGUAGGUGAAAUGCCUGUGUGGGAUCAUGACCAUUGAAAAUUUUUGGUUGAAUCAAUGGAUCAAUCUGAGAUAAGCAUGUCAGAAUCAAUGGUUGAAGGAAGAGGGGUUAGGAUUUUAUGCAAGUGUUGGAAGUGCCAGCUCCAGUGUCAAUGGUAUCCAAUUGAGUUAUCCUUCACCUUCAUACCUAUGUUUAUGGAGAAAUUUGUAUAUCAGAAAUAUGGCGUCACCAUCUGAUGGGUUCCACAUGAAUUUUCAACUGGCUUGGGAUUUACUUUUUCGAGUUUAACAUUUAU
Messenger RNA from Malania oleifera, 2033 nucleotides. RefSeq lists its product as uncharacterized. The transcript is spliced from 4 exons. The coding region runs from base 242 to 1501 and encodes 419 amino acids. Lineage: Eukaryota; Viridiplantae; Streptophyta; Magnoliopsida; Santalales; Ximeniaceae. The record is from RefSeq and is a predicted model, not a curated record.